Messenger RNA from Xenopus tropicalis (tropical clawed frog), 2961 nucleotides. It is a transcript of the gene kif6, whose product is annotated as kinesin family member 6. The transcript is spliced from 21 exons. The record is from RefSeq and is a predicted model, not a curated record. Bases 184 to 2442 code for a protein of 752 amino acids. Gene Ontology annotation, molecular function: microtubule motor activity; nucleotide binding; microtubule binding. NCBI's taxonomy places the organism in Eukaryota, Metazoa, Chordata, Amphibia, Anura, Pipidae. Gene Ontology annotation, biological process: microtubule-based movement. Gene Ontology annotation, cellular component: cytoskeleton.
GAAGCCCACACAUUUACUGACAAGGAAGGCCCUCCCCCUUCGCAGCUUCUUAUUCAAACUGCAGAGAGGCGCAGCCUAUCAGAAUCCACCCUUUUCCUGGUCUGUAACCAAUCAGGGGGGAGCAUGCUGGGUAGCUUGCAUAGUAACUGUUGCUAAGGAAGGAAAGUGUCAGGUACCGGGAACAUGGUGAAACAGGCGAUUCGUAUCUUUGCGAGGGUGAAACCCAGCAGAAAACCGGCCGGGAUCUAUUCCGUUAGUAAUGAGGAAGAAAGAGCCUCUUCCCUGGAGAUCCUCGUUCCCCGAGACCUUGCCGACGGCUUUGUCAACAACAAGCGAGAAAGCUACAAGUUCAGAUUUCAAGAAACGUUCGACCAAGAUGUGAAACAAGACACGAUAUUCGAGAGCAUCGCCAAACCCGUGGCCGAGAGUGUUCUUACAGGUUACAAUGGCACCAUAUUCGCAUACGGGCAGACAGGCAGCGGCAAGACCUUCACCAUCACGGGAGGCGCCGAGCGUUACAGCGACAGAGGAAUCAUCCCUCGCACCCUGUCCUACAUGUUUGAGCAGUUCCAGAAGGACAGCAGCAAAGUAUAUACGGCACAUGUGUCCUACCUGGAGAUCUACAAUGAGUGCGGCUACGACCUGCUGGAUCCGAGGCACGAAGCGUCCAAACUGGAAGACCUUCCGAAAGUGACCAUCAUGGAAGAUCCUGACCAGAACAUUCACCUGAAGAACCUUUCCCUUUUGCAAGCAAGCAACGAGGAAGAGGCACUAAACCUUCUCUUUCUGGGGGACACAAACAGGAUGAUUGCAGAGACCCCUAUGAACCAAGCCUCCACCCGCUCCCACUGCAUCUUCACCAUUCACGUUUCCAGCAAGGAGCCCGGAUCCGCCACCGUACGACGUUCCAAGCUCCAUCUGGUGGAUUUAGCCGGGUCGGAGCGAGUUGCCAAGACCGGAGUCGGAGGACAGUUACUUACAGAAGCCAAAUAUAUCAACCUGUCACUUCAUUACCUGGAGCAGGUCAUUAUAGCUCUGGCAGAAAAGAACCGCUCCCAUAUACCCUAUCGGAACUCCAUGAUGACUUCUGUGCUCCGAGACAGCCUGGGGGGCAACUGCAUGACCACCAUGAUUGCAACUCUGUCACUGGACAAGCGAAACAUCGAUGAAUCCAUUUCUACGUGCCGCUUUGCGCAAAGAGUUGCCUUAAUUAAGAACGAGGCCAUCCUUAACGAGGAGACUGACCCCCAGCUGAUAAUUGUUCGACUGAGAAAGGAGAUUCAGGGGCUGAAGGGGGAGUUGGCCCUGCUGACAGGGGAGCAACGGACUGAAGAACUGACCGAGGAUGAAACUCUGAGACUGGAGGAACAAGUGCGGGGAUUCCUUGAAGACCGAGACCCAGAAAGCAGCCUGGAUAUGGGGGCCGACAUGCGCAAGAUUCAGUACUGCUUUGCCUUCAUAAAGCUUCUGCAUGGAAAGAAGGAAGAGGAGAGCAGAGCUUCAUCUCCAGUGAAUGCGGCUGAGAGACCCAGCAGUUCUGCCCCACGACCCGAGGAGAUCAAGAAGCUCCGAGACAUUCUGCAGCAGAGAGACAAUGAAAUAAAUAUCCUGGUUAGCAUGCUGAAGAAGGAGAAGAAGAAGACUCAAGACGCAAUGUUUGAAAUGGCGCCUUCUAGGCUUAAUGCCCCCACGCGACACUCAGACAGCUCAGCGCAGUCCGGCAGUUUGGACCAAAGUCCCAAGUCGUCUGUAUCUGCGGCUGUGGAAGAUCAGAUGGGAUCUCAGGAAUGGAGGUCACAUUCUUUUCCCAGGAAAACAGGAGAGGAAAUGUCUCUCGGACGGCAAGAAGCAUUUGAAAUCUUCAAAAGGGAUUAUCCCGACCGAGUCACCAUUGAGGAUAACAAGAGGCUCCUGAAGCAGAGGUUUGCUGAAGCAAAGUCUCUGGGAGAAGAAGUGAAUAAAGUGAGAAGCAGAAUAAAUCAGAUGAAAGGGGAUGUGGAACAACGAAGGAUCCAAAGAGCAGCGCUGGGCAUCUUCAGCUCCUCUGAUGAACAGAACCAGUACGACCCAGUGGAGGAAGAACUACGGGAGCAAAUGGAGGAAGAGAAGAAACGAUACAAAGGGCUUUUUAGUCGCCUCAAGAACCUGAAGACGGAGAUCGAACACCUACAGCUUCUCCUGGAGAAGGCGAAAGUGAAGCUGCAGAAAGACUUCGAGGGCUGGUGGGUGGAAGAGGCGGCACAUCUGCAGGCUAAACAGGAGGUGCACAAGGCAAGAAUGGCCACAUCUGCCCCACCCUCCCCACAGGUGCACGAGCAGAGCAGGGCUCCUCGGAUGUUGGACACCCCCAUCCCGCUGACUGGGGACAGCCAGACCGACGCAGACAUCCUGGCCUUUGUCAGGGCCCGACAGAACCUCCUGCAAAGAAGAGGGAAGCCAUGAUGCCCACUGAGCCUCAGACCCGCAGAGCUCCGGCCAAUCAAGCAGUGCCAGCAUGAUCAUGUGCCCAUUAUGGGGAAACCCUCACAUGAACAGGAAGUGACCUCACAUAGAAUGUGCCGCCUUUAUCCUCAGGGGUCCCGGCCCCCCAAAACUGGAUUUUCAAGCAGAACCAGAUGUGAUUGCAGUGAGCUGCUUUCCUAUAUACAUAACAAUUGUGCAGCUCCUGGGUAUUACACGCACACUGCCUGUAUAUGUGUAUAUACCUGUAUAUAUGGGGCCCUAAUGGGCAUCGACUGACUGAGAUAUUAUUAUAAUCCAUGUGCUGUUAUUACUGUUUAUAUGAUAUAAGAAUCUGUCGUUUGUGACGUCACAAUGUAAUCAUGCAGUUGUGACAUCACUCAUGUACUGUACAGGGGGUCAUAUUACCCACAGUUAGGGUAUAACUGGCGGGUACAUAAGCAAAGCCUGACAGGCAAUAGUCCCUAAAGGCAGAGUUAAUAAAAUAUUGUUUUCCCAAAA